AUGCAGCAACCUGAAGAUGGGGCCAUCGCUUUGAGUAAGGCCGAGGAUAUCAUCGCUGCGGAGAUUGAGAAACGUACCGAUCGCAUCGAUGAUGCCAGUGAUGACAAACCUGCCGACUCACAAAAACCUACAAGCAAAUCAAUCCUUUCAAUAGAUGAAGAUGCAGCCUUUGGGCAUCUUCCCGAACAUGAGAAGGAAAUCCUCAAGAGACAGCUUGAUGCGCCCAAAGUCAAGAUCUCCUUCUUUGGGUUGUAUCGCUAUGCUUCCAAAUUUGAUCUUCUUAUUAUUGCGAUCAGCGCUCUCUGCGCUAUCGUGGCAGGCGCAGCAAUGCCUCUAUUUACAAUCCUCUUUGGAUCAUUAACUUUGGCAUUUCAAGGAAUCGAGCAGCAAACAAUCACCUAUGACAGAUUUAUCCAUGAACUUGACAAAAAUGUCUUGUACUUUGUUUAUCUAGGAAUCGCUGAAUUCGCCACCGUCUACAUUAGCAUGGUGGGGUUCAUCUACACCGGAGGCCAAGUCACCCAAAAGAUACGGGAAAACUAUCUCAAAGCCAUCCUGCGCCAAAACAUCGCCUAUUUUGAUCAGCUCGGGGCUGGUGAAUUGACUACUCGCAUCACGUCUGACACUAACCUCAUUCAAGACGGCGUCUCCCAAAAAGUUGGCCUGACUCUAACGGCCUUGGCCACUUUCGUGACAGCGUUUAUCGUGGCUUAUGUGAAAUAUGCGCGCCUGGCGGGCAUCUGCACAUCCACUAUCGUCGCGCUGACCCUUGUGAUGGGCAUCGGAUCUCAGUUCAUUAUCAAGUACAGCAAAUUGUCUCUCAACCAUUACGGAGCCGGUGAUACGGUCGCGGAAGAAGUCAUCAGUUCGAUCCGGAUUGCCACAGCCUUUGGAACGCAGGAGAAACUUGCGAAACAAUAUGACUCGCAUCUAAGUCUUGGAGAGAAAUACGGAAUCCGUCUACAGAUCUCCUUAUCUCUGAUUUUAGGUCCUAUGUUCGCCAUCAUGUUUUGGAACUAUGGACUUGGUCUUUGGAUGGGAUCUCGCUAUUUGGUAGCACAUCAAGUCAAUGCUGGCCAGGUAUUGACUGUGCUGAUGGCUAUCUUGAUUGGCUCUUUCAGUCUAGGGAAUGUGAGCCCAAACGCGCAAGCAUUUACUAGCGCUAUCGCUGCGGCUACCAAGAUUUUUAAUACGAUUGACCGGAUCUCCCCAAUCGAUCCCACAUCUAACGAGGAAGGUUUGAUCCUUGAUCAUGUCGAGGGCAAUAUUGAGCUGCGGAAUGUUAAGCAUAUUUACCCAUCUCGCCCGGACGUUACGGUAAUGCAUGAUAUGUCGUUAUCGAUCCCUGCUGGUAAAGUUACUGCGCUUGUCGGUCCGUCCGGCUCAAGUAAAAGUACUGUGAUGGAUCUCAUUGAAAGGUUCUAUCUUCCAGUUGGAGGCACCAUUCUUUUGGAUGGUCAUGAUACCCAGACCUUAAACCUACGCUGGCUACGUCAACAAAUCUCCCUUGUCAGUCAGGAACCGGUGCUCUUUGGAACAACAAUCUAUAACAAUAUCCGCCAUGGGCUUAUCGGGUCCAUAUUUGAGAACGAAUCAGAGGAGAAAGUUCACGAGCUUGUGCAGAAUGCGGCGCGCAUAGCGAAUGCUCACGGAUUUAUCUCUGCCCUUCCAAAUGGGUAUGACACCAGCGUGGGUGAAAGAGGCUUCUUGCUUUCUGGUGGCCAGAAACAACGCAUUGCAAUCGCUCGUGCAGUUGUUUCUGAGCCUAAGAUCCUGUUGCUGGAUGAAGCAACCUCGGCUUUAGAUACCAAGUCAGAAGGUGUGGUCCAGGCUGCGAUUGAUCGCGCGAGCAAGGGGCGUACAACGAUUGUCAUUGCACAUCGUCUAUCCACGAUCAAAACAGCGCACAAUAUUGUGGUCCUAUUGAACGGCCGGAUCGUGGAACAGGGUGUGCAUGACAAUCUGAUCCAGAUGGAUGGCCCUUAUUCUAAACUGGUCGAGGCUCAACGCAUCCGAGAAGAGAAUACAACCGACAGACGAGAGGAUCAUGAGGAUGACUAUGACUCUGAAGGGUCUACCAGAACGAAGGACAUUGUACAGAUAAACUCUAUUAAUAGUGGUUCCAUUUCCCGAAGGGAUGAGGCUGGAGCUGGGAUUUUCGAGAAAGAAGUCCGUCAAAUUGAUUCACGAAAGUCGGCUACUGGAGAUAUCUUCGCCACCGGUGACCCUGAUUCUGAGCGAAAAUACUCUCUUUGGACCCUUAUUAAAUUCAUUGCGUCGUUCAACAAAGAGGAAUGGCGAUGGCUGAUCGUUGGUCUGAUGUUUUCUUGCCUGGCUGGUGGCGGCCAGCCUGUUCAAGCAUACCUCUUUGCUAAGGCCAUCAGCACCCUCUCCCUACCCGAAUCGAUGUAUGACAAACUUCGACAUGACGCAAAUUUCUGGUCGUUAAUCUUUUUCGUUAUCGGUAUCGUCCAGUUUAUUACAUUCGGGACCCAUGGACUCGCCUUCGGUAUUUGCUCUGAGCGACUGGUGUCCAGGUCCCGCAGCAAAGCUUUCCGGAUGAUUCUCCGCCAGGAUAUCAGCUUUUUUGACCGAGAUGAGAACACAACGGGUGCCUUGACAUCAUUUCUAUCCACCGAAACGAAAUACCUCGCUGGCAUCAGUGGCCAAAAUCUUGGAAUGAUAUUGAUGACAUCCACGACGCUGAUAGCCGCCAUGUGUAUCUCACUGGCGUUUGGCUGGAAGCUUGCACUCGUCUGUAUUUCAACCCUGCCAAUCCUUUUAGGAUGUGGAUUUUAUCAGUUUUACAUGCUCGCUGCGUUUGCGCAAAAGUCCAAGACUGGGAACCAAGACUCCGCCUCGUACGCCUGUGAAGCCACCUCGGCGAUUCGGACGGUAGCUGCUCUGACUCGCGAGCGGGAUGUGUGGACCAGCUAUCACGAUAUCCUACAAGCGCAGAGUCGUGCGAAUAUAAUCUCAGUCUUGAAAUCCUCGAUUCUCUACGCUGCCUCUCAAGCAUUGGUGUUUUUCUGCGUCGCACUAGGCUUCUGGUAUGGUGGUAGUUUGCUGGGACGUGGCGAGUACAACACUUUUCAAUUCUUCGUGGCUUUCUCCGAAAUUCUAUUCGGCGCCCAGUCCGCUGGUGCAGUCUUUUCCUUCGCUCCCGAUAUCGGUAAAGCGAAGAACGCUGCUUUCGAGCUCCGCAAGUUAUUCGAUCUUCGACCGAAAAUCGAUACCUGGUCUACCGAGGGCGAGAUACUAAACCGCGAGAAGGAGCAUGUGAAGGGUGCGAUUGAGUUCAAAGAUGUCCACUUCAACUACCCGACUCGACCCAGCCAGCCAGUUCUUCGGGGAUUGAAUCUAAGCGUUCAACCAGGGCAAUAUAUUGCCUUGGUCGGGCCCAGCGGGUGCGGCAAGAGUACAACAAUUGCCCUGCUUGAACGCUUCUACAAUGUUUCGUCGGGAGAAAUUCUUAUAGAUGGAAAGAACAUCACUGAUGUCAACAUCAACUCAUAUCGGAGUUAUUUCUCGCUUGUUAGCCAGGAGCCUACCCUGUAUCAGGGCACUAUCAAAGAUAAUAUCAUGCUUGGUAUUGACCACACCGAUGUUUCGGAAGAUGAGAUUAUUCAGGUUUGCAAGGACGCCAAUAUCUAUGAUUUUAUCAUGUCUCUUCCGACCGGAUUCGAGAGCAUCAUUGGAACAAAGGGGAUAAUGUUAUCAGGCGGUCAAAAGCAGCGCGUGGCGAUCGCCCGUGCCCUCCUGCGAAAUCCUAGAAUUCUACUACUAGACGAAGCAACAUCAGCACUUGAUUCACAAUCUGAAAAGAUUGUUCAAAAUGCGUUGGAUGCCGCGGCUCGUGGCCGGACUACGAUCGCCGUUGCCCAUCGACUGAGCACAAUUCAAAAAGCCGACAUGAUCUAUGUAUUUGACCAGGGUCAGAUCAUUGAGCAAGGCACACACCAUGAAUUGCUGCGCCAAAAGGGCCAUUAUUACGAAUUGGUUAACCUUCAAAGCUUAGGGAAAGCUCAUUAA
Messenger RNA from Penicillium odoratum, 4032 nucleotides. RefSeq names its product ABC multidrug transporter mdr1. Bases 1 to 4032 code for a protein of 1343 amino acids. Gene Ontology annotation, molecular function: ABC-type transporter activity; ATP hydrolysis activity; ATP binding. The record is from RefSeq and is a predicted model, not a curated record. Gene Ontology annotation, cellular component: membrane. The transcript has 3 exons. Gene Ontology annotation, biological process: transmembrane transport. Lineage: Eukaryota; Fungi; Ascomycota; Eurotiomycetes; Eurotiales; Aspergillaceae.